Cladocopium goreaui is the source of this 2043-nucleotide messenger RNA. The record is from the annotation of a GenBank genome assembly. Lineage: Eukaryota; Dinophyceae; Suessiales; Symbiodiniaceae.
GCAAAUCAUGGCCUUCCCACUUCGCUUGGCCCUCACGGUGGGCGCCACGCUGGCCGCGGCCGACGUGGGCGCUGCGAACCGGUCCAAAUUCCUGGGCCGGUCGGCCGUGGAGGUGACGGCGCUUGGCGGGGCUCGAUGUGGUCCUUUGGAUCUGCCGGAGAAUGCGCAGUGUAAGGAGGUGGUGGAAUGGGCCGCCGGCGGUGGUAAGAACGACCCCGCCGCCGAAGGUUGGUUCCGCAACAUGCCCAGCAUUUCCGGAGUGAAAUUUAACCAGGCCAACGUGGCUGAUUUCCAACGACUCUACUACUGCGCACCUCCGGGCAAAGACAAGUUUUGCGGUGUGCCACCCUGCACCGGGUGCAGCCAGGAGCCUUGCAACGAUUGCUUCGCAGGGCAUCAGAUCUAUGCCUCGUUGAGGCCUGGCUGUGAUGGCAACAACCGAGGUAUCGGAUGUGUGCCACCCAAGUCGGCCAUGGGAUACAAAGGCCAGCAUUGGCCCACCACUGUGGUGUACGGCGUUCAGGAGAUGCACAUCUUCGCCAUUGGCGAUUGGGGCGGUAUGGAUGGAUCCCUGGAUACCAAUGAGGGCCGUCCCAACAUCGUGGCCUACGACUGGGGUAAGCGUCCUGGACCCAGCGUCUUCCCAAGGAGUCGAUGGAACAAGGCACACACUGUGAAGUUCUGUGACCACGACCAGCUGGUGGAAUGUUUCAACACCCGCGGACAACCUCCCUGCACUCCGGAGUGUGGCUAUGUGCCAGGCGUGGAUGACAACCCGCAGAUUUUGGUGGCCAACGCCUUCAAGGCACGCGCCGCCCUGAAAGAUCCGCAGUACAUUUUGAACGUGGGCGACAACUUCUACUGGGGCGGCAUCGAAAAGACCUGUGGAGAGCCCAUGAACAAGAUCUCUUACCCCACCAAGCACCAGUUCGAUCAGAUCUUUGAGGGCGUGUAUCAAGGAGCUGGGCUCAGCGGAAAACCUUGGUUUAGCGUCUUGGGCAACCACGACUGGGGAGGCUUCAAGUUCGACAACGGCUGGGACCAGCAGAUGUCUUACACCUGGGCUUCGGACCGCUGGGUGAUGCCGGCGCCCUACUACAAGACCAGCGUGGUCUAUGCGGACCUGGGCUUUGACGUGGAUUACUACUUCUUGGAUUCCAACUUUGUGGAUGCUAAACCUCCUGAGGAAGAUCCCAAUCACAACAUGUGCUCGCGCAAGAACAACAAACCCUCGGCCACCUGUGCUGCCGCCGACGGCCCAGUCUCAGUGGACAGCUGCCCCGGGUGGUUCGCCGCGCUGUGGGCGGAGCAGAAGGAGUGGGCCACCCGGCUGUUGCCCAAGAGCCAGGCCACGUGGCAGAUUGCAGUGACCCACUUCCCCUGUGGACACGAACAAGGUUUCUACAAGAGCUUGGCCAACAUGGGCUUGGACCUGCUGAUCACCGGGCAUCGCCAUGACCAGGAGCUCUGGUUCCCCGACGACUUCGCCAAGAACCACAUGGGCAUCACCUGCAUCGUCACCGGUGGAGGAGGCGGAAUCACCUCUGAGGCCACCCCGGAUCCGGACCACACUGAGGACUGGUACGGCGAGGCUCAGUACGGCUUCUAUGACUUGACUAUCAGCAAGAAGGAGAUCUUCAUUGAGUCGGUGAACUACGACGGUGAGGUGUUGUUGACUCACACAGUCUACCCAUCGCGUUGAUAGGUCGAUGAGACCGGCAAUGUGCCUGUUUGAAUUUCCAGGGGAAUGUGAGAUCUCAAAUCAGGUUGGUCCCACUUUUGAACCCCGAUGCAUGCCUUCGACCCACAUAGGUUGGGCCGACAUGAAGUCUUCAACGUUUUCGUUCUAUUGUCAGGUGCAAAAAAGCGUUGGUUGCCGGUUGUGUUUUUUCUUUUUCGACUUCGUGACUUCUAAAUUUGACUUUAGACAUGUUGAUGCCAAAAGCGACAUCUGAAACAUGUAGGUCGAGUGCAUAGUUUCGUAGGUCCGUAGGUGACUUUCGAGUCUUUGGCGCGGGUCAAAAGCUCCACACGAUGCGAUGC